Molecule: messenger RNA, 318 nt
Organism: Orcinus orca (killer whale)
Lineage: Eukaryota; Metazoa; Chordata; Mammalia; Artiodactyla; Delphinidae
Product: ATP synthase subunit g, mitochondrial-like
Exons: 1
Coding region: 1-318 (105 amino acids)
Biological process (GO): proton motive force-driven ATP synthesis
Molecular function (GO): proton transmembrane transporter activity
Source: RefSeq, a predicted model, not a curated record
AUGGCCCAGUUUGUCCGUAACCUCGCGGAGAAAGCCGUGGCGCUGGUCAGCGCUGCUGUGACUUACUCGAAGCCUCUGAAGCCUCGACUGGCCACAUUCUGGCACUAUGCCAAGGUUGAGCUGGUUCCUCCAACCCCUGCUGAGAUCCCUACAGCUAUUCAAAGCUUGAAAAAAAUUAUCAGUAGUGCUCAAACUGGUAGCUUCAAACAGCUAACAGUUAAGGAAGCUCUAUUGAAUGGUUUGGUGGCCACUGAGAUGUGGAUGUGGUUUUAUGUUGGCGAGAUCAUAGGCAAGCGUGGCAUCAUUGGCUAUGUUUGA